CCCAAGCAGCGCACCGGCUUUUUCUAGCGGCUUUCCAGCGCUCGAGCGCCCCCUAAGCAGCACCGUAUGCCACACUGGCCCCACCCGACGCCGGCAUGUACCCUCAUGUCAACGGCCGCCCAACAGCUACAAACCUAAGGUACAGGCAACGGCUGAGGCGAGAGACUUUUUUCCACCUUAAGCUUCUGAUCAAUGCCCUUUCGAAACCUACCAUGAGUGUUUUCCGUGGCACGCUAGCCUCGAAGGAGCCUCUCGAAACAUGGCACUCGGGUGAAAUUACAUUUUGGUGUUUCCUUGGCGAUUUUUUUUGUCUUUUUGGUAUCUGGCCCCAGCAGAGCAUGGAGGAGGCGUCUUGGUUUAUCUGGUGUUGGCGCUCAAUUGGCGAUGCAAUGGCAGUUUUAUCACUCAGUUCAAUUGAGCUGGCGUCGUCGUUUCAAAGCAGACGGCUGUACGUGUAAAGGAGUAAUGCUACCUGCGUAGCUGCAGCGGCCGCAAUAAGCGUACGCGUAGCUAUACUUGGACUUGACUGCUUCAGUCUUAGUUCAGCUCCGGCAGUACUAGACCCAAGGUACUACAGUAAGCUGAUGGCAGCAAGAUAUACACGUAUCCUCGUACAUAUUGGAAUUGAAUUGAUUCACCAAGACGGGGGCCGUGUAUCGCCAAUGCCAGAAUUUUUUGCUGUUUGCGGUGUCUCAGCAU
Molecule: messenger RNA, 699 nt
Organism: Trichoderma harzianum CBS 226.95
Lineage: Eukaryota; Fungi; Ascomycota; Sordariomycetes; Hypocreales; Hypocreaceae
Exons: 1
Coding region: 96-458 (120 amino acids)
Source: RefSeq, a predicted model, not a curated record